CAGUGGGGGCUCUGCCGAGUGCGCGCUCACGCACACGCAACGUCUCGUCUGCGCGCUCACGGGGCCUCUUGCGGCACGCGCCUCCGCCCCGCCCGGCCCCGCCCCGCCUCCUUCCCCCUCCCGCGCGCCAGCCCGCCGCACGCCGCUGCCGCCGCCGCCGCCGCCGCCGCCGCUGGAGCUCUGUAGUAUGGCAUCGAGGAGAAUGGAGACCAAACCUGUGAUAACCUGUCUCAAAACCCUCCUCAUCAUCUACUCCUUCGUCUUCUGGAUCACUGGGGUGAUCCUGCUGGCCGUUGGAGUCUGGGGCAAACUCACUCUGGGCACCUAUAUUUCCCUUAUUGCCGAGAAUUCCACAAAUGCUCCCUAUGUGCUCAUCGGAACUGGCACCACUAUUGUCGUGUUUGGCCUGUUUGGAUGCUUUGCCACAUGCCGUGGUAGCCCAUGGAUGCUGAAACUGUAUGCCAUGUUUCUGUCUCUGGUGUUCCUGGCUGAACUCGUGGCUGGCAUUUCCGGGUUUGUGUUUCGUCACGAGAUCAAGGACACCUUCCUGAGGACUUACACUGAUGCCAUGCAGAAUUACAAUGGCAACGACGAGAGGAGCCGGGCGGUGGAUCACGUGCAGCGCAGCCUGAGCUGCUGUGGGGUGCAGAACUACACCAACUGGAGCACCAGCCCCUACUUUCUGGAGCACGGCAUCCCCCCAAGUUGCUGCAUGAACGACACCGAUUGUAAUCCCCAGGAUCUGCACAACCUGACCGUGGCCGCCACUAAAGUGAACCAGAAGGGUUGUUAUGAUCUGGUGACCAGUUUCAUGGAGACCAACAUGGGAAUCAUCGCUGGAGUGGCUUUUGGGAUCGCAUUCUCCCAGCUGAUUGGCAUGCUGCUGGCCUGCUGUCUGUCCCGGUUCAUCACGGCCAACCAGUAUGAGAUGGUGUAAGAAGUCUUUCAAGAAUGAUGGAAGAAGAGACCUGUUUUCGAAAGGAACUGCAGCAAUCUUUGAAAGACUUCCAAAGAAUGUUAGAGCACAGUACAUAAUACACCUGUCCUAACACCCUCACCCCGUGCAACUGACACUCCCACACAGUCUCUGCUCCACCUUUGAGCCUGCAUCAUGCGUAGCAUUCCAUCUUGUGAAGCCCUGUUGUGCCAGAGUGUAGCCAGGUUCCCUGCAUCUAAGUCCUAGGGGACCCCACCCAAGGCUCUGUGUGUGCCACCUCCUCCAUCUGUACUUGGUCCAACUGCAGCUCAUUGUAGGUGACUGGUUCUCCAUACCAUCACUGGCCCUGCAGGGCCCUGCAUGUAGUGUGGGAGGCUCCUGUUAGCCCUUGAUCAUGAUUGAUAAAUGCCGCACCCCCCUAGAUGUAGAUAAGCAGAUAGCUAUCUGUUCUUUUGGCUUAAUCUCCUUUGGUUGGGUUUUCCCUUUUACUAAGGCUCUUUCCUACCUUCUUCAGGCUGCCUAGGACAUGUAAAGGGAUACAUUGGUAAUUGUCCAUGAGGAGAAAAAGGCACGUGUCACGCACAAAGGAAAUUGUCAAGCUUUGGUUGGCAUCCUUGCUCCUUACUGUUACAUGCCUGGGAACUUAUAGACAGUUUAGUGCACCUGUAUAAUCCUGUUACAAAGCUGUAUUGUUGCUUCCUGUGAAGGAAAUAAUAUUACUUCUGUUUUUCCCCAAUUAACUGCUAAUUGUUACUUCUUUCUAUAUUUUUUUCUUUGCGUUGACAUUACAGACAUCGAGGACCUCAUCAAAUCAAUUUAAAAAUGAGUGUGAAGGGGGAACAAUAGUCAAAAUAUUUUUAAAAGAUCCUAAAAAACAAUUCCUCUGUCUCGCAUGCCAACAAGAAUGCAUUGAUAUUGUGAACGUUUGUGAUACAUGUGUUAAUAA
Molecule: messenger RNA, 1883 nt
Organism: Mesoplodon densirostris (Blainville's beaked whale)
Lineage: Eukaryota; Metazoa; Chordata; Mammalia; Artiodactyla; Ziphiidae
Gene: TSPAN7
Product: tetraspanin 7
Exons: 8
Coding region: 188-937 (249 amino acids)
Cellular component (GO): membrane
Source: RefSeq, a predicted model, not a curated record